AUGGAGUUAGCCGGGGGGUGUGCAGUCGCAAACCUCGCAGUGGUCGAUUCUGGCCUUAGGAACCUCGUGAAUCCCCUCAACAACGGUCAUUCACCAUCCCUGGCCAAUCACCGUGUCUGUGUUUUGUUCGGCACCUUGGAAACCGGACACACGGGAGUGCGCGCACCUGGGAACAACCGACGAAUGCAACAGUCCACGCCGACGUGCCCCACUUCGCGCUGCAACUUUACCCUUGAAGCACUGAGUUCGUGGCGGUGGUGGUGGUGUAGUGGUUUGGCAGCUGCCAACACGACUUCUAGCACGCGACCUUGGGCGUUUUAUGAGGUGUUAGAAAAACCCAACGACAAGUCGCCGUUUUGA
Messenger RNA from Mesocestoides corti, 360 nucleotides. The record is from the annotation of a GenBank genome assembly. Lineage: Eukaryota; Metazoa; Platyhelminthes; Cestoda; Cyclophyllidea; Mesocestoididae.